AUGGAAAGAACGCGCAAUGAACGGAAUAAUGAACGGAGCAACAUUAACCAUUCUAUCAUAGUGAUAAAAGCACUCAUAAAAAGCAAUGCACAAUUUUAUUCUCAUCGCUUUGGUCUUUUUGUUCAUUAUUCGACAACAGACGAAUUUCGAAAAUCCAUUAUGCAAUAUACUGUGUGUAUUAUUUUAUUAUUUUUUGCUGCAUUAUCAAAUGGACACUUUUUAUCGCCCGCAAUCAUUAGUUCUGACCUGGGAUUAAAACCUGAUAUGAUAGAAUACAUAGCUUUUCCUCAGUCGGCACUGAAAGAUACAGAAGUCGAAAUAAGACUGCGGUGUGCAGAAGAUGUCGAUUUAAUUUUCGAUGUCCAAUUCGUUAUUCGAAGUUCGCCGUGUGAUAAAGAAUUUUUUGAUAUUAAUCGACUUGUACAAGUCAAAGAACUUUUGAAUUUUUAUUUUGAUCACGAAUAUGAAAUACCUGAUGGUUAUGAUUAUAAUGAAAUUUUAUUUUAUAAAUCGAAAAUUCAACGGUUUAGCUGUAAAGAUUCGCAUGGUGUAAUGUUAUUUGAUGAUCAGACACCCCAUGUUCCCAUGCGUGUUCACAAUGUUGUUAGUGUAACGCCACAGAGAAAGAUAAAAAUGCAUGCAGAUUAUGGAGAAAACUUAAAACCUUCAGAUUAUAUCCUUAGAUCUGUUUCAUCGAUACAAGAAGAAGAGGAAAAUUGUGAUUUCGUAGGACCUAGGUGUGCUUCGAAUAAAACGAUGAAGAAAGUAGCAAUGUCGAGGACUAAACGUGAAUACGCUGGUGUUAAUGGCGAUUCAAUUGAUGGGGGUGCAAAAAUGAGUUUGAGCUCUUGGCAUCCUGUACAAAAGUUUCCAGUGGAUGUUAUUAAUUUUCCAUCUGAUAGACGAAGUCAUAAUAUAACGAUAGAUGUUCAGUGGCGAGGACCGUAUGGAUAUCUUAGUGCAAUUGAUUAUCCACUUCUUAGAUUUUACGCUUUGAUGUGCAUUAUUUACGCUAUUCUUGCUAUUCUUUGGUUAUUUAUGUGUCUAAAACAUUGGAAAGAUAUUUUACGAAUUCAGUUCUGGAUUGGGGCUGUGAUAAUUAUCGGAAUGGUUGAAAAGACAAUGUUUUACAGUGAAUAUGCUACUAUGAAUAUGAACGGCAGCACGGUUGAUGGGUUUAUCGAAAUCAUUGAAAUCGGUCAUAGCAUAGUCAUGAUAGUCGUAAUUGAACUUUGA
This is a messenger RNA of Dracunculus medinensis (Guinea worm), 1236 nucleotides long. The record is from the annotation of a GenBank genome assembly. NCBI's taxonomy places the organism in Eukaryota, Metazoa, Nematoda, Chromadorea, Rhabditida, Dracunculidae.